Thamnophis sirtalis is the source of this 1707-nucleotide messenger RNA. NCBI's taxonomy places the organism in Eukaryota, Metazoa, Chordata, Lepidosauria, Squamata, Natricidae. The record is from RefSeq and is a predicted model, not a curated record.
AUGGGACUUGCGGAUCUGAUGGAAGAACACCAAGAAGAGCUGGCAACCAUAGAAGCUAUUGACUCAGGAGCUGUGUACACAUUGGCUUUGAAGACUCAUGUAGGAAUGUCAGUGCAAACAUUCCGAUAUUUCGCUGGAUGGUGUGACAAAAUACAGGGUUCUACCAUUCCAAUAAACCAAGCACGACCAAACCACAAUUUAACGUUCACCAGAAAAGAACCCUUAGGAGUCUGUGCUAUUGUUAUUCCAUGGAAUUAUCCCCUGAUGAUGCUGGCAUGGAAGAGUGCAGCGUGUUUGGCUGCUGGCAAUACUUUAGUUCUGAAACCAGCACAGGUAACUCCGUUGACUGCCUUGAAGUUUGGAGAACUCUCUGUGAAAGCAGGAUUUCCUAAAGGCGUUAUCAAUAUUUUACCUGGUUCAGGUGGUUUAGUAGGACAACGCUUAUCAGAACAUCCAGACAUCCGUAAACUUGGGUUCACUGGCUCAACACCAAUUGGGAAACAUAUCAUGAAAAGUUGUGCUGUCAGUAACCUGAAGAAGGUUUCUUUGGAACUAGGUGGAAAAUCCCCACUGAUCAUAUUCAAUGACUGUGAGCUUGACAAAGCUGUAAGAAUGGGCAUGGGAGCAGUAUUCUUCAACAAAGGAGAGAAUUGCAUUGCAGCUGGUAGAUUGUUUGUUGAGGAAUCUAUUCAUGAUGAAUUUGUUAAAAGAGUGGUGGAAGAAACCCAGAAGAUGAAAAUAGGUGAUCCACUGGAUAGAGCUACAGACCAUGGACCUCAAAAUCACAAAGCACAUUUGGAAAAGCUUCUGGAGUACUGCCAAACUGGAGUAAAAGAAGGAGCAACUUUAUUAUAUGGAGGAAGACAAGUAUGUAGACCAGGCUUCUUCAUGGAACCUACCAUAUUUACCAAUGUUGAGGAUGACAUGCAUAUUGCCCAUGAAGAAUCCUUCGGGCCAGUGAUGAUCAUUUCCAAGUUCAAAGAUGGAGAUGUUGAUGGAGUGUUAGAACGAGCCAACAGAACAGAAUAUGGUUUGGCUUCAGGUGUUUUCACCAAAGACAUAAGUAAAGCUCUAUACGUCAGUGACAAACUGGAAGCUGGAACUGUUUUUAUUAACACUUAUAACAAAACUGAUGUAGCAGCACCAUUUGGUGGAUUCAAGCAGUCUGGUUUUGGAAAAGAUUUAGGUGAAGAAGCUCUUAAUGAGUACCUGAGGACAAAAGCUGUAACUGUGGAAUACUGAACAGGUCGGCCAAGAAUCCCCAUUCUUCCAUGGCAACUACAGGAUUACAAACAACAAAGUAGAAAAUGCUCCCUGGCAUGAACAUGCCAACCAGUGUCUCAGUGCAAUGAUCCAAUUAAGAACAUUUGCAUUUAUUCACAAUGGGAUUCCUCAGAGGAGUUCAACACUUGCUAUGGAUUACUGUGAUCAUAAAGUAUUCUUUCCUGUAGCUAUCAUGUCCUCCUUCAUCUGCUGAUAUUUAGGGCUAUCUGAAGGUGAGACAGAAAUCUAGAAACCAUCAAAUUUCUGAUAUUUUGUCUCUAUGAACCCUUUACUUAAGUUGGAAACAUGCUAUAAUUUUUUAUUUGUCCUCGGUAACCAUGUGGGUCUUGGCCACUUUACACCAGCAUACUUUUUUCCUGCAAUAAACAUUUUUGCAUAUUUGAACUAACUCUGAAUACCAGUUCACCGUAAACAUGGUUUAUG